This is a messenger RNA of Triticum turgidum subsp. durum (durum wheat), 1911 nucleotides long. The record is from the annotation of a GenBank genome assembly. NCBI's taxonomy places the organism in Eukaryota, Viridiplantae, Streptophyta, Magnoliopsida, Poales, Poaceae.
AUGAUAUUAUCGAGAAUAAAAAAAGGAGAGAGGAAGACUCCGUCGAUCUCCAGUGCUCCUCAGUCCACAACCGCCGCCGCCACCAGACCAAUGGCGUCGCCUCGCCACCGCUCCUUCCCGCUCCGCCUCCUCGUCCUCUUCCCCGUCUCACUAUGUAUCCUCCUCCUCCUCCUCCGCCGCUCCUCCUACGCCGCACCUCCGCUCAUACCCGCGCGUCCGGCUCCGGAUCCCCACCGGUUCUCCCUCCUCAUCAAACUCCUGGCCUACGAUCGCCCCGCCCCUCUGCUUCGCUGCCUCCGUUCCCUCGCGUCUGCCGACUACGAUGGCGACCGCGUCGCACUGCACGUCCUCCUCGACCACCUCCCGCCCAACUCGUCCGCCCCACUCCUUGCAGCGUCCCACGAGAUCCUCACCGCCGUCGACGCCUUCCCCUGGCCGCACGGGGAGAAGCGCAUCCACUACCGGGUGGCUAAUGCGGGGCUCCAGGCGCAGUGGAUCGAGGCGUGGUGGCCUGGCUCGGACGACGAGUUCGCCUUCGUCGUUGAGGAUGACCUCGAGGUCUCACCGCUCUACUACAGGUUCCUAAAGCGGGUGGUCAUGAGGUACUACUACGACAGGGAGAACUACAGUCCCUAUGUCUUCGGCGCGUCACUGCAGCGCCCCCGGUUCGUCGCAGGUAAACAUGGAAACAAGAUACAGCUGGACAGUGAAACUAGACUAUUCUUGUACCAGAUGGUUGGUACAUGGGGCCAACUUCUCUUUCCCAAACCAUGGAAAGAAUUUCGAUUAUGGUAUGAUGAACAGAAAGCCAAAGGAAUCAAACCUAUUCUUCAAGGCAUGAAAACUACAGGAUGGUACAGAAAGAUGGGCGAGAGAAUAUGGACUCCUUGGUUCAUUAAAUUUGUCCACUCACGUGGAUACUUCAACAUCUACACAAACUUCUUGAAGGAAAGGGCCCUCAGCAUCUCUCAUAGGGAUGCAGGUGUGAACUAUGGAAGAAGUGUUGGACCAGAUUCUACAUUGUUAGAUGGGAAUAAUCUCGAUUUCAACGUAUGGCAAUUGCAGCCUCUAAAGAAGCUAAAAUGGUAUGAUUUCUGCUUUGCUGAAAUUCUUCCAGGAAGGUUUGUUAGGAAAUUUAGUGAACUUGGUUCUGUGCUCAAGUCCGUCCAAUUCGGAAACAAUGUUGUACUCAUAAGUUUGUAUUCAGUGGAACAGAGGAUUGUGAGAAACCUUAUUUGCCAUCUUGAGAAGACGGGCAUGCGAAAUUACAUCUUCCUUGGUGACAAUUCAGAGUUUCUGGAUGACCUUGCUCAUAGAGGACAUGCCGUCAUUGAUGUUAUUGAGUUGCUGCAGGGGAUCAAAAUGAGUGGUUAUAUGAAUUCUGAUGGUUUUGUUAAGGAAAUACUAGCUAAAGCUUACGUGAUACAACAUUGCUUGAACCUGGGUUACAACCUAUGGGUACUAAAUGGUAAUAUGAUUUCACUUGGCAGUAAGUUGGUUGAGCCAUCAAAUCAAUCAGUUGACAUUUUUACUGCAGACCCUGUGGAUUUGAUAUUUAUAAGAAGCUCACAAGGCUCUAAAAAAACAUGGAAUGAGCAUAUUAUAUCGAGAGUAGCAGAUGGUGGAUUUGCUUCUGUGAAACAUGUGAGUUUUGUUCAUAUACUUACCAGAGUGUUGGAAAACAAUGGUGGUGGUGUGAGGCUGGGGAAACUGAAUGAGGAGAUAAUGACUAUGGAAUUAGGGCCUAACAUGUCGAAUAGAUCACUGUCAGAGGGUCAAAGUAAAAUGCUUUUCUGGUCUGACAGUGUGGCUUCAGAUUCGGUACAAAGGCAACUCGGAAAUGUGAAUUUGUGGUUAAUUGACUCAGAUUCAUCUUGUAGUGCUGUUGUUUGUAACCAAAAGCAGAAGUAG